AAUGUCUACUCACAUGAAGAGGUUAGAAACUGUUCACUACCUGCUUUGACAUAACCUGACCCGGACCAGUAAACGUCAAAAGACUGCUAGUUGGGUCGAUUCGCAAGUGUAAGUGGAUUUUCUUAUUGAAUUAUUUGGAUAUGUAUCGCUCGCCUCGCGCCUGUUCAGCUUAUAUUAACUUAGCAAAGAAUGGAUUACUUCAGAAAAAUAACUUCCAGCUAUCACAAUUUUCCCGCACAAAAGUCUCGACCCCGUUAAAUACUAUUAUAAUGUUCGUUCCACAGCAAGAGGCUUGGGUUGUCGAGCGAAUGGGUCGAUUUCACAGAAUUCUGGAGCCGGGCCUCAACGUCCUCCUGCCCGUUGUAGACCGCAUUAAAUAUGUUCAGAGCUUAAAGGAAAUUGCCAUAGACGUUCCCAAACAAAGUGCGAUCACAUCGGACAAUGUCACGCUAAGCAUAGACGGAGUACUUUAUUUGAGGAUAAUUGAUCCAUACCGAGCUUCAUACGGAGUUGAAGAUCCAGAAUUUGCUAUUACACAAUUGGCUCAAACCACAAUGAGAUCCGAGUUGGGUAAGAUGUCCUUGGAUAAGGUUUUCCGUGAGCGAGAAGCUCUAAAUGUGAGCAUUGUCGAUGCUAUCAAUAAGGCCAGCGAAGCAUGGGGUAUUACGUGUUUGAGAUAUGAAAUUCGAGAUAUUAGGUUACCUACGCGCGUCCACGAAGCUAUGCAAAUGCAAGUGGAAGCUGAGAGGAGGAAACGAGCGGCUAUUCUGGAGUCUGAGGGUGUUCGAGAAGCUGACAUUAACGUGGCGGAGGGUAAAAGACAGUCGAGAAUUUUGGCUUCAGAGGCCCAACGUCAAGAGCAAAUCAACAAAGCUAGUGGUGAAGCAACAGCAAUAUUAGCCUUGGCAGAUGCAAGAGCACGAGGACUUCAAACUAUUGCGAAAUCACUUAAUAGCGAGGAUGGUAGAAACGCGGCCUCACUUUCCAUUGCUGAACAAUACAUUGCUGCUUUUAAUGAUCUUGCUAAAACGAACAACACCAUGAUACUUCCAUCGAACGCCGGUGACAUACCAAGUGUGGUCGCUCAAGCGCUCACCAUCUACAAAACGCUUAGCGGUAACGGAAAUCCUGUUGUAAAAUCUACGGACGCUCCAAAACAGAUUCUCACGGAACUGGUUUCGGAAAACCAAUUAAAUGAUUUCAAGCCUCCACCGACCACAGACUUACGAAAACACGUUGCACCGACUUUUGAAGAUGACAAUCUUAUCGAUAUUGAGUUGGAUACGAUACAUGGUAAAGUUACUCCGAAUAAUGGAAAAAGUGAACGCAAGAAGAAGUAAAAAUAGAUGAAAUUUCCAGUGUAAAAUAUUUCGUAUGUAAUAUGGAUAUUUUGAUUUCCUUUUGUUGUUUUUUAAGUUAUUCGUAAUGGAAAAUGAUCGAAUCAAAUGUGUAAAUGGAAUAAACAAAAAAUUUCUAUAAGAAA
Molecule: messenger RNA, 1483 nt
Organism: Hermetia illucens (black soldier fly)
Lineage: Eukaryota; Metazoa; Arthropoda; Insecta; Diptera; Stratiomyidae
Gene: Stoml2
Product: stomatin-like protein 2, mitochondrial
Exons: 7
Coding region: 141-1340 (399 amino acids)
Cellular component (GO): membrane
Source: RefSeq, a predicted model, not a curated record